AUGUCAAGUGUUCAGAAGAUCCUGGAAUUAAAGGACAGCUCAGUCUUUCUAUGGACGGAUUCAUCGGUCACUCUUGCUUGGAUUGCCUCACAUCCCGCCAAAUGGAAGGAAUAUGUUCGCAACCGAGUUGCAGCUAUACAGGAUGUUGUACCCUCUGCGUCUUGGGGUUUCGUUCCCGGCAAGGAGAACCCCGCUGAUUGCGCCUCGAGAGGUUUGCGUGUGCAUGAGAUGGAACGACAUUCUUUAUGGUGGAACGGGCCCUUGUGGUUACAUGGUUCGCCUAAACAGUGGCCGAAAUUAAAUCCUGGGUUUUCUGUCGAGCUAGAUAUGGAGGUAAGCUCCGGACAUAUCCUUACUUCUGUUCAAGACCGAGAAAUAGUUUAUUGGGAUCUCUUGGAACGCUACUCUUCGCUCACGAAGCUUAUACGAGUUACCGCAGUGUGCCUACGCGCUGCUCAGCGUUUUCGACGUUUACCUUUGGAGUCGUUCACCGAGCAUUUGUCUCCCCUUGAACUUCAGAAGAGUAGUCAAUUUUGGAUUUGUAAGGUACAACAAUCUCAUUUUAAGCAUGAGAUAGAGACACUGAACAGAGGAGGUCGCUUAUCUAAGGCAAAUCCUUUGGUUAAACUUACACCUUACAUAGACAAGUUUGGAAUAAUAAGAGUUGGCGGUCGACUACAGCAAGCAAGCUUAGAACAUGAUACCAAACAUCCAGUUAUCUUACCAAGACAGUCUCCGUUGACAACAUUAAUAAUUGCUGAUGCUAUCUUCAAACGUUACAUGGCGGGACUCAAAUGA
Messenger RNA from Trachymyrmex cornetzi, 798 nucleotides. RefSeq lists its product as uncharacterized. Bases 1 to 798 code for a protein of 265 amino acids. The transcript has a single exon. The record is from RefSeq and is a predicted model, not a curated record. Lineage: Eukaryota; Metazoa; Arthropoda; Insecta; Hymenoptera; Formicidae.